Messenger RNA from Vigna umbellata (rice bean), 7086 nucleotides. RefSeq names its product phragmoplast orienting kinesin 1 (gene POK1). NCBI's taxonomy places the organism in Eukaryota, Viridiplantae, Streptophyta, Magnoliopsida, Fabales, Fabaceae. The record is from RefSeq and is a predicted model, not a curated record. Gene Ontology annotation, biological process: microtubule-based movement; cytokinesis. Gene Ontology annotation, molecular function: microtubule motor activity; ATP binding; microtubule binding.
GGUUUGAAAUUUAAAAGGUGUUUGUGGGUGACGUUAGCAAAAAGAAGCGGUUGAAGGGCACGGCUACAAUUUUGGAAAGUUGAAUUUGAAAUGAGGCGGGUCCUCCUAUUCCAUCCCGCAGCAGCAGUAAACAAAGGAGCUUGCUCUUGAGCAAAUCAGAAUCAGAAUCAGCUAAAAAUGUGGAAGGAAGCUCGAACAUCCUUUCGAAGAAACCCUCAAAGCGAAACGAACGAGAACGAAUUGGAAGGAUGGCAGAACCCUAUAAACUUUCCACCUCCUCGAACUCCGUUGAACUCCAUAACGGAUCCUUCUCAGUGUCAGGAACUCGAACCUGCUCGCCAGCAUCGAUUUGGGAGUGCGACUCCCAGGCUCUCCGGUAGAGUCGGGAAGCCGCAGUCGGAACCUAAUUCGGCGCAGAGCACGCCGGCUAGAAACGCUUCCAGGGUUUCUCUCGGCGGAGGAAGACCGAGUGCGUGCGCGUUGCUCAAGGAGACGGAAUUCUGCGUCAACGUUCCGCAUUUUGAACUCAAAGACGACCCGUCGUUUUGGACGGAUCAUAACGUGCAGGUGCUGAUUAGGAUUCGACCGUUGAGUAACGUGGAGAAGGUUUCGCAAGGGCAUGGUAGGUGUUUGAAGCAGGAAAGCGCGCAAACUUUGGUGUGGCUCGGUCAUCCUGAAACCAGAUUCACCUUUGAUCAUAUAGGAUGCGAGACCUUAUCCCAGGAAAACCUGUUCAGAGUUGCUGGAGUUCCCAUGGUGGAGAAUUGUUUGUCUGGUUACAACAGUUGUAUGUUUGCUUAUGGUCAGACAGGUAGUGGUAAAACAUAUACCAUGAUGGGCGAGAUUAAGGAAACAGAAGGAUACCUUAAUGAUGAUAGUGGGAUCACACCAAGAGUUUUUGACUAUUUGUUUAUGAGGAUUAAAGCGGAAGAAGAGAGUAGGAAGGGUCACAAGCUGAAAUAUAGUUGCAAGUGUUCCUUUUUGGAGAUAUACAACGAGCAAAUAACUGAUCUUCUUAUGCCUUCAUCAACCAAUCUGCAACUCAGAGAAGAUUUGAAGAAGGGGGUAUACGUUGAAAACCUUACUGAACAUAGCGUGGAAACAGUUUAUGAUGUUCUCAGGCUUUUGUUACAGGGCACUGCAAAUAGGAAGGUGGCUGCUACUCAUAUGAACUGUGAAAGCAGUCGGUCUCACAGCGUUUUCACUUGUAUUAUUGAAAGCCAAUGGGAGAAAGAUUCUAUGACUCACUUUAGGUUUGCUAGGCUAAAUUUAGUAGAUUUGGCUGGUUCUGAAAGGCAGAAAAGCUCUGGAGCAGAUAGUGAACGUUUGAAAGAAGCAGCAAAUAUAAACAAAUCUUUGUCAACACUUGGAUUGGUCAUAAUGACUUUGGUGGACUUAGCCCAUGGGAAGCCUAGGCAUGUUCCGUACAGAGAUUCAAGACUUACGUUUCUUCUUCAGGAUUCUUUAGGUGGAAAUUCAAAGACAAUGGUCAUUGCGAAUGUCAGUCCAUCAAUUUGCUGUGCUAAUGAAACACUAAGCACUCUGAAGUUUGCGCAGCGAGCCAAGCUUAUUCAAAAUAAUGCAAAAGUGAAUGAAGACGCUUCUGGUGAUGUAAGUGCACUGCAGUGGCAGAUUCAACAAUUGAAGGGUCAACUGUCCUUUCUGAUGAACGAUAAAUAUUUUCCUACCUCGUCAAAUUUAGAGCCAAAUUCUGAGAAGUUUAGAUUGAGUGAAGUGUCAGAAGGAUAUGACUCUUUGGGAGAAAGAGCAACAGCAGAUCACAACCUACUCAUUCCAAGCAAAGAGAUCAAAUGCAUGAAAGCUGCUUUGGUUAGUGCCCUGAGGAGAGAAAAAAUGGCAGAAACUACAAUCCAGAAUUUAAAGGCUGAAAUAGACCACAAAAAUUGUUUGGUUCGACAAAGGGAAGAGGAUAUUGAACAUACUUCAAGUAUGCUGAGGCAUUACAAGGAGAAAAUCAAACAACUUGAGUUAUUGGUAGAUGGGAAAUUGACAGCUGAGAAGUAUCUCAUGGAGGAAAACAGGGCUUUGCAGGAGGAGAUUCAGUUGCUUAAAGUGAAAAUAGAUAAAAAUUCCGAAUUAUCAACACUUGCUUUGGAGAAUGAUAGACUUUUGCAACAUCCUCAACUAUCUCAAAACACCUAUGAGCAUGGAGAACGGGAAAGAUUGCUGACUGAGUUAUCUGAAUUGCGUGAUCAGCUCCUUGUGAAUCUCCAAGGAAAAUUUACAUUCUCCAUGAAAAAUGAUAUUGAUACUGCACAAGAGCUAGAAGAGUGCCAGAAUAUGAAUUCUAAAUUGCUUAGAGAAGUGGGUAAAUUACAAUCAGAGCUGGGAAAAUAUUUGAAUUACAAUCAAGUUCUGAACACUUUUGACCAUCCCAAUGAAAUUCUAAAGACAGAUAAAUGUUCAUUGGCUGGGACAAUAUCUGUGAGAAGUGAUUCUGGAGAUGAAGUUCUGUCCUCUACACGGGAAGUUAAUGACGAUGCUUUAGCAAAUAAAAUUGAAACAAAAACAUUGGGAGCCUCAGUAAUGCUUGCUAAAGAUAAUGAAUUUAACAGCAACAAAGAGUUAAAGGCAAAGUUAGAAAAAAUGGCCAAGGAUCUUGAAGAAGUACGGUUACUUAAUGACCAAUAUCAAGAGGAAUGGAUAAUACAAUUAUCUCAGAAACAGGAGACCGAAAGAAUCUGUCGAGAGGUUGAGAUGGAGACAACCAAUACAAUUCUUCAGUUACAGGAAGAGCUUUCCCAUCUUCAGUCAGAGUUUGAAGAGAGGUUAUGCACCACUGCUCACGAAAAUACAGAGCUAAGAGAUAUUAUUGCUGAAAAAGAAAAGGAAAUUAAGUCACAGAGUUUAGACUGGGAAAAAGCAAUAUUGGAACUAACAACCUUCCUUCUGGAAGGCUCAAGAUCUCUCAAAGAGGCCUAUGGUCAGGUAAAAAGCAUUUCUUGUUCAUUUCCCCAGGUCAAUUCUUGGAUUUGUGAGCAUGUUGACAUGGCUGUCAAAAAGUAUAUUGAGAAGGAGGAAACAAUUCUCCUGCUACAACAUAGCUUGGAGGAUGCACAGAAGAUGGUAUUGGACAUGGAGGUGAAAUUAAGUUCCUUAAGGGAAGCAACUGUAACCUUAAAUGCAUUUCAACAGAUAGACAAGAAGGAAGACAUUGAGGAGGCAAUUGAGUUACAAGUGUUGUUAAAUGAGAAGACCAAUAUGAUAAGGAUGCUAGAAAAUGAAAUAAAUCAUAAAAGCAAUCAACUUUGUAAAGCAACUAAACAAGCUGAUGCUGCGUUCCUUGUAGCAAAAUGGCUCUCUGAUAAUUAUAAGAUAGCUCACAUGAAUGGUGCUGUUCAAGACGUUUCCAUUCCUGAACUUGAUGUGCAAGGCAAACUUGGAAAUUGUACUAUUUCUGAGAAUCAAGAUGUCCUGAAUAAUUUGAUACUAAAUGAUCUUAAGUCUCAGGUUGAGUUAACUAAACUUGAGGUAAUUGAGAUGGAGAACGCAAUUAAAGCGUCUUUUAUUGAUACAGAAAUACAGACAGAAGCUUUCCAAACUGGUGUUACAGGGCUUACUUCUGCUUACAGGGACUUGAUUCAGGACAUUGUCAAGGAAACUCGGGACAUCAGGAAAGAAAUAAGGGAUAUGAGGAUGUAUCACACGAGUUUUGAGGGUUAUACAGUAGACUACUCAAUAUCAAAUGCAAACAAAUGUCAGGAGUUUGUGAACCAACAUGACAAACUGCAUCAGAUAAAAGAGCAACUUCUUGAAGUGAAUAGAAGAUUGAAUGGCAUCGGGAGUCUUAUUAGCACAGAAGCACAUGUUUCUAGCUUACAAUUAGUUGAUGUGGAUGAAGAUCUUGUAAAUGCUGAUGAAUUGAGCACUGAUAGUUCGUCACUCUCUGAUUUGUCAAGUGAAAUUGAAAACUUUGCUUCUGAACAAACGAUAGACCUAAAAUCUGAAAUAUCCGCUGUAAUUCAGUCUGAUGAUUGCAAAUCAUCAAAUCCAGGAAAGCUCACUGAAAGACCAGUUCUCAACGAAGUAGUAGUGUCUUGGCUGGGUAAAGAAUUAAAUGCCUCAUAUGAUGGUUUUCAAAGACUGUAUCUUUCGUUGUCUGCAUUCCUUCGAGAAUUGGAUGAUGGAUUCUGUUCUUACUCAAAAGAACUGAACAGGGAGGAUCUAUUUUUCCAGUUGAGCUUGCAGAAAGACGAAGCAGAGAGUGGGAAUGACAGAGAGAUAUUCGGUUAUGGGGAGACAAGGCCUGAUGAUCGUUUCUUAACCAAAUUUAUGGAAGCUCAUGCAACAGUGAAGGAAGCUGAUCUUACACUGCAUGCAUUGACAAAAGCAUAUGAAGAUUCUAAACAGUUGACUGCUAUGUGGAAGCACUCUGGUGAAAUCUUGAUGCUUGAGAGAGCAAGCUUGGAAGAAGAGAUUCAAAAACUCAAAUCUUCAGUUUGUCACAAAGAAGAAGAGAAUCAAUUGCUAAAGGACAACAUCCAUUUCAGUUUGAUAGAGAUGGCAAAUUCGGUUUCUAUGCUAGAAGAGCAUUUAUUGCAAAUUCAAACUGAUGUGGAGAAGAAGUUUUUGACAAUGUAUUCUGAUAUUCUUUUGACUGGGCAGGAGAUGCUAGACUUUAUGAAAAAUAUGAGAUCUUUGGUAGAAGAUAUUUUCUCUCAGAUGGUGGGUGGAGGAUCUUUAUCUUUUGUUCUGUACAAUUGCUGUGUAACAGAGCUUGUCAGUAAAUUUGCCUAUGCCACUAUGAACCUUGAUUUGCAAUCAGCCAGACAAGGGGAAUUGCAUUAUUUGGUAAAAAAUUCCUCUAGUGUUGCAGACCCUGUAAUUAGUACGGGCAAUGCAGGUGCGGUGAAAACAGACGAAUGUGUUUUAAUCCAGAAGGUGCCUGAGCAGCCAGAUUUGCCCAAUGUCAUAUUAUAUGAAAAUAUGGCUCUUAGAAAGGAGUUAGAGAGGAAGCAAGUGUUAUUAGAGGGCUUACUAUUUGACUUUAGGCUAUUGCAAGAAUCAGCUUCUAACAGCAAGGACAUUAAGGAUCAGACUGAGAAGUUAAUAUGUUCUCUUAGCCAAGUUCGGUAUGAGCUGGAGACUAAAGCAAGUCAGCUUGAUGAUAUACUGGUUCAGAACAGAAAACUUGAAGGUUCUCUAGUUAAUACCGAGAAAGCCUUAACUACGUCACAAUAUGAGCUUAAACUUGCUAAAGAAUCGAUUGAGAAACUUUCUAAUCAAAAUGUGGAGUUAAGGGAGCUUCUGAAAGAUUUAUAUGCCUAUAAAACUGAAGCUGAAGGUAAAUUGGAUGAACAUAGAGAGGUGAUUAGAGGUUUGGAAAAAGAGAUUACUAAUUUGACAGCUUCACUGGAAAGCCAAUCACUUUCCUUGUUUGAAAGCAUUGAGGAUGAACUAAACCAGGUAAUAAUAGAGAGAGACCAACUCCAUGAAGAAGUUUGUGUCUUGACUGGUAAGCUUGAGAUGGCUUAUUCCUUGGCCGAUGAAAAGGAAGCUAUUGCCAUGGAAGCACAUCAGGAGUCAGAGUCUAGUAAGCUGUUUGCUGAGCAAAAGGACGAGGAAGUCAAGAUUCUGGAACAUUCUGUUGAGGAGCUUGAGUCUACCAUAAAUGUUUUGGAGAAAAAGGUACAUGAAAUGGAUGAGGAGGUGGGAAGACAUCGUUCAAUCAGUGAUUCACUAAGAAUGGAACUCCAAGCUUUGAAAGAGAGAUUAUUGUUAGUUGACAAAUUUCCCAAGAAUGUUGAUUCAGAAAGCACAAGCGUUCAAACUGAUGAGCAGAUAUCUAGGCAACAUAAUGAAGUACUGGAACUUCAUGAAGCACUAAGUCGGAUAAGGUUUCUUGAAAAGGAAAAUGCAGAACAAGAUAAAGAGAUUAAAAGGUGCAAAGAGUAUAUAUCCGAAAUUGUGUUGCAUGCUGAAGCCCAAGCAUCACAGUACCAACAAAAGUACAAGUGCCUGGAGUCCAUGUUCCUUGAAGUGAAAACAGAAACAUCAAAUUCAACGUCAGUGGUACCAGCACCAGAGAAAAAUGAGAAAAUCUCAUUAAGGACAAGAGGUUCGAGCUCACCAUUCAGAUGCAUUUCAAAUCUUGUUCAGCAGAUGAAUCAGGAGAGAGAUCAAGAACUAUCAGUGGCUAGGUUACGUGUGGAAGAACUAGAGACACUUGCAACUAGAAGGCAAAAUGAGGUGUUCGUGCUACAAACAAGGCUGGCCGCUACUGAAAACAUGACUCAUGAUGUCAUUCGGGACCUUCUUGGUGUAAAGUUGGACAUUACCGACUAUGCAAAUUUGAUAGACGAAAACCAAAUUGUGAAAUUAGUGGAGGAGGCUCAGCAUCAUAGAGAAGAGUUCUUAGCAAAGGAAAGAGAGAACCUCGAUCUAAGACAGCAGAUAAAUGAUCUCGUUGAAGACAGAGUGAGCUGCAUAUCGGAACUGAAAACCAAAGAGGCAGAUAUACUUGCUACUCAGAUAGCACUGCAGCAACUACAAGAACGAGAUCAGUUGCUUUGUGCACAAAAUGAAAUGUUGAAGAUGGACAAGACCAAUCUCUUGAGGAAGGUUGCAGAAUUGGAUGACGCGGUAAAAACUCUAGUUGGGACACGAAAUACCCAUCCUCCUCCACAGUCAUCAAAGACUAAGGACAAAGGUGCUUUAAAUAUGGGUACAGUUGGAUCCAGUAAAAGGUUGUCUCAACCCGAACGACGUCUUUCUCGUCUUAAUGACGAGUCUGUUCGUUUCCGCAAAUUUGCUGAUAAUAAUUCACAAGGCUAAAUAAGCUAACUGUACAUACACUCUUCACACGCACGAGAGAGAAGCAUAGUUUUGCCAAAGAAAAAAUGUACGCAUAUCCCAUUUGUUAGGAAAAUAACAUUUGCCAAUUGGCAAGUGUUCUCCUUUAUUAUAUCCCUCACCUCGGGGAGUAAAUUAAGUUCUUAUUUGAUUUGUUCAAGUUUUCAGUUAACAAAUUCCAGGUUGUCAUCUUCAAUUUUCCACCAAUGGUAUUAGUAUGCUCUACGUUCUUUUUUUCUCCUGUAAAAUUUAUCAUCUGAUAACCAAUUAAUU